AUGCCCUUACCCUGUGAAAACAUCCUGCUGAGAGCCCUGAGAUGUAUUUCUCUCUGGUCUUCAUCAUCUAAGCCAUCAUCAGAUGCCAACUUCAGAAGUUUGGCUGACCUUCUUUCUCUCUCCCUGCAGGGGUUGAAGCCUGAUGAUGUCACAAAAGCCGGCCUGUUUGCAGAUUUGGAUGAGCACAAAGUGUUGAGUAAUCCAGCCUCCUCCAGCCAGGACAGAGCCAUGGCCAGACUGAUUAGCCACAAGGCUCUGAAAGCAAAACUGGACACGGUCAGAGCCAAAUUCAGCAUCGUUCCUGACCAGAAAAUGGUUUCUCACAUGAAGAAAACUGUGAAGGACAAACAACCAGGACACAAGGCUAAGAAAACUGCUGACAAAACAGAACAGAUGAAAACAGGAAACAGACCAGCAGAAAACACAGGAAAAACACAGACACAAACUGACUCAACUGUUGAAAACACUGAGCAAAUGUCUGAUGUCAUAGUUGGGCAGACUAGUAGUCAUGGUGAGAGCAGUGUAAGUGAUGUUGGUGAGGAGGGCAAAAUCCACCAAAGUACGAGCGAGACAAAGACAUUGACAGAGUCUCCAAGCACUGUGGAGAUUGAUGUAAGUACAAGAAACUCAGAAAGUGAAAGUGAAGAUGAUGAAGAAGACAGUGAGGAGGAGAUGGAGGAGGAUGCUGACAGUGAGAUGGAAGAAAUCUCCAGUCAGAUGACGGAAUCUCCGACGGAAAGCAAAACUGAAUCACAAGUAAAUCUUAGUGAAAGCAGGGAAACAAAUGACCAACUGUCGACAAAAAGAACUGAACCUUCGACUGCGAAGAGAAAGGGUCCCAGAAAAGCAGCUUGUGAUGCUGAGGAAGAUGAAGAUGCAGAUGAGGAGGACAAAGAGGAGACAACAGUGACUGAAGGAGAUGACAUGUUCCUUAGAGAAGGGGACCCAGACCCAGAGGAAGACACGGACGGUAGAAAAACGACGCCUGACUCCGGAGGAGGUUUGGGAGUACCGGCGGUGGCGAGGGCGCUUCCGGGGGAGUCUCUUUUCAUUGGGAGUCUUUCUGGGGGCAGGAGAGGAAGACAUGUUAAGAAGGGGAAAUUUGAGAAAAAGAUGGGAAAAAGACCAAUGGAAAGAGGGACUUUGCAGAAGUUUGCAGCCAGGGGCAAGCCUCAGCAGCACACCAGAGCACCAGGUGCAGGUAAAGUGACAAAACCGUCCUCGUCAGACUCCCCAGCACACCUCCACCCGUCCUGGGCAGCCAAACGCAAGCAGAAGGAGCAAGCCGGACAGAUCGCCGCCUUCCAGGGCAAGAAGAUCGUGUUUGACGACUGAUGUGUCACCAACUUACCAUUAUCAAAAAGUAAAACAUUGCUAUACUGCAGUACAGCUGGAUGCCAGGCUACUACAUUAGAUGUGAUGAUGGUGUAGUCCCCAUUGUUGACUUGUGCCAAACGGAAGCAGAAGGAAAAGGCCGGACAGAUCGCCGCCUUCCAGGGCAAGAAGAUCUUGUUUGACGACUGAUGUGUUACCAACUUACCAUGAUCAAAAAGUAAAAUAUUACACAAUACUCCACACUGCAGCUAGGUGGCACUGCUGUAGUGUGAAGAAUGCGGCCCCAAAUAUGACUGAGUUUAUAUCCCCCUCACAAGUUCAUGACUGCAGUAGACAGUCAUCGAAAUGUCAGCUACGUAUAAACUAUUUGGUUGUGUGCAAGGAACUUAAAAAUUGUUCUGUAGUAAUUUACAUACCUGAUGAAACUAUUCAUGGCUGAUCUGUUACUGUUAUUACAAAGUUAGCAGCACAAUAUAUUAUGUACUGUAGACUGUACAGUGGUCCUUUUGUUAGAUGUCCUCAUCCUGAUAGUGGUAACUUCCCCUUUUCAUUAGAGGCUGUAACCAAAUAUUUGACAACAAAUUUCACAAAGAACAAUUUUUUAAAAUUCUGUUGUCCAUACUUUUAUGUCAUAUCAUAUUCCUAUAAUAUAAUCAAGGGUCAAAUAAUCGAAUUUUGGUCUCAC
This is a messenger RNA of Branchiostoma floridae (Florida lancelet), 2020 nucleotides long. Its product is annotated as serum response factor-binding protein 1-like. NCBI's taxonomy places the organism in Eukaryota, Metazoa, Chordata, Leptocardii, Amphioxiformes, Branchiostomatidae. Bases 1 to 1335 code for a protein of 444 amino acids. The record is from RefSeq and is a predicted model, not a curated record. The transcript is spliced from 5 exons.